Molecule: messenger RNA, 2136 nt
Organism: Brassicogethes aeneus
Lineage: Eukaryota; Metazoa; Arthropoda; Insecta; Coleoptera; Nitidulidae
Source: the annotation of a GenBank genome assembly
AAAAAAUUGAGGUUAGAACAUGUGUUAAUGGCGGCUGAAAUGGCUACAGAAUUUAGCGAGGAUGGUAAAUAUUUCGCCCAGUUAUCGACCGAUGGUAAAUUAAAAGUAUGGGACACAGUAGCAAAUUCGUUUGAACAGGAAUUUACCCCAGAUUUUCACCUGACAAGUCCUUGUACUUGUUUACAUUUUAUAAAUUCACAGAGUGGUAGCAAGGAUGUGUCUCCAAAGAAAAAGAAGCGUAGGGAGUCAAUAUCUGAACCAGGGGCAAAAAUAGUCCUGGGUACAACUUCUGGGAGUCUUUUAGUAUACUCAAUAGCAAAAGCUAACGUAGAAUGUUCUAUAAAUAGCAAUUUAAGUCAAGGUAUUACUUGUAUAUCAAUUGAUGAAGCAAACAAGGCUUAUACUGGUGCAGAUCAAGAUGUUUUGGUGUGGAAUCUUACUAAACGGUCUAUGUCAAGUAAAUGGAAAACUGGAAAUGAAAAGGUUACAUCCAUUUUAAAUGUACCUGGUACAAAAAAUCUACUGACGGCUUCUAAAACUAUAAAGUUAUGGAGCAUAGACAAAAAAGAACUACUAAAAACAUUCACGGGGCACAGCUCAAAUGUAGUAUUUUUAAAGUAUAUUUGUCCAAGAGAAAAUUCAGAUUCCUAUUUCAUCAGUGGAGCAAAGGAUGAUCGAAUAUUGAACUGCUGGACAUUGAGUAAUACUUCAACAGAUAAAAAUGCUGUUACCUCAUUUCUUAUGGAGGACAUAGUGCAAAAUAUUUCUAUUAAUACCUCUUCAGAUGGUACAACAAGUUUAGCUGCUAGUGUUAGGAGUGGUGUGGUGCAUAUUUAUCAACACACACUUAAUGGAAAAUGUGGAAAACCAUUAAAACCCAAAACAACUCUACAAGUUGUGUCAGACACUGGUCAAAAUAAGAGUUUGGUGGUACCAAUAAAGAUUUUUGGAUCUAUAUUUAGAGAUGAUAAUACUCUUUGUAUAGGACAUGGCACAGAGAUUAUAAUUACCUUUGAAAAUAUUACAAUAACUACUUAUCAAAAACUACAUUGCCUGGUGCGCAAAGAUCCCCGGAGAGUACAAUCAGCAAAUGAGAACGAAGUGACAAAAAUUAAGACCCCAAUUGUUGGUAACGAUGUCCUAUAUGUUACACCACAAACUUCGGCAGUUGGUGCUAGUAAAAGAAAGAACGAUGGCCAACAGGAAGUUCCUAUGGAAAAACGGUUGGAGAAUCUUACUUUGAAUAAAUUAGACAGUGCUUCCGGUGUCCCCAAGGGGGACAAUGUGGCUCAGUUGUUGGUGCAAGGAUUGCAUAGCAAGGAUAAAAAGAUUUUAAACCAGGUUUUGUUGAAAAGGGAUGAUAAUAUCAUCAGGAAUACUGUAAGAAGACUGCCUAUAACUGUUGUAGUACCUUUAGUUGAAGAAUUGAACACUAAAUACCUUAAAGGAAAAACCAACUUGUGUCAGAUUGGUGCUUUAUGGUUAAGGCACAUUCUCCAAAUUCACUCAGGAAUUUUAAUUUCAAAUCCUUCUCUUGGAGAGUUAUUGGGUAGUUCUCUCAUGGGAAUCGAGAACAGGUUGUCCCUACUAACUCCUUUAAACAGGCUGAAGGGGAGGAUAAACUUGCUUUCAUCCCAAAUCAGUACUACACCAGAAAGUAAUGAAGUUGAUGAGGAAGAAGCCCUGCUGGUCUUUGAUGAUAAAGAUUCAGAUUCAGAAGUUGAAAAUCUGGAAAUGGACGCGCAUUCAGAGAGCGAAAAUGAAUGGGAGGAAAGUGAGAAUGAGGAAGAAGUUGAAGAAAAUCAUAAAGAAAACAAUGUCAACAGUAGUUCUGAAGAAGAUGAUGAUGAGGAUGAAGAAAUGUCAGAUGACGACGAUUCAUCGUAAUUACAUUUAUUUUUUACUAGUUGUACAUAUUUACACCGGUUUUAAUUGAUCAAGAAUUAUUAAGGAUAAUAAUUACUAAGACUUUGUUUGAAUUAAAGAACUUUUGCUUUGUAACUUUUUAUACAUUUUUGUUGUUUCUAUAUCGUCACUUGUAAUGUUUGUCCCUUAGUUGAAAAUUGAAUAUAUUUACCUUGUUGACUUUAUAUUUGAUACCAUAAUUGAAUGCAUUGAUUGCAUAAUUGUAUUUAA